Argiope bruennichi is the source of this 1445-nucleotide messenger RNA. Its product is annotated as adenylate kinase 8-like. Gene Ontology annotation, molecular function: AMP kinase activity; ATP binding; nucleoside diphosphate kinase activity. NCBI's taxonomy places the organism in Eukaryota, Metazoa, Arthropoda, Arachnida, Araneae, Araneidae. The record is from RefSeq and is a predicted model, not a curated record. Gene Ontology annotation, biological process: nucleoside triphosphate biosynthetic process. The transcript has 10 exons. Bases 45 to 1445 code for a protein of 466 amino acids. Gene Ontology annotation, cellular component: cytoplasm.
UUUCAAGUUAUUUUGGUUUCCUAGUAAACAAUUGAUGUUAAAAAAUGGACGCAACUCACAGACCUCAUGAAUUUCCAAAAGAACUUUUCGCUUAUGCAGAAAACAAGAAAGUUUUUCAAAUAUUUCAGACUCUGCUAGAGCGUCUUGUUAUAGAUCGACCCGAGAAGCCAGUUGACUUUCUCUAUGAUUUGGUUACUAAAUCUGCUGUUUAUGACGUCCCAAGAGUAUAUGUUCUUGGACCGCCUACUAUCGACAGGAAGUUGGUGUGCGCUGCUUUAGCCAGCAAGUUGAAUCUGGUUUAUUUAAAUCAACAAUCAUUAAACCCGCAAGAUGAAGCAGCAGGCCAAUCUGAGGAACGUUCGCAGAGUUUCUGUUCAGAAUUGCCCAAAUUAAUGAAAGAACGUGUCGAACAGCCCGACUGUGUCAAAAAUGGAUGGUUAAUAGAAGCUUUUCCGAAAACCAGAAGGCAUGCGAUGGCGCUACGGAAGUUAGGGGUUUUUCCCACGCACAUUGUCGUCGUUGAUGACCCAGUCAUAAGUCAACGUGUUACUCUGAGAAGUUGCCCAGAAGUAUCAGAUAUUUUGUCUAAAGAGGGAUUGCAAGAAAUGCUGGAUUAUCUGGGACAAGUUGACCUCAUCCUGGACUUACAUUCCAAAAGUUAUUGGAAGAAAUUUCGGAUCGGUUAUAGAGAGGAAGUUGAAAAAUCCAUUGACAAAGUGAUAGACUUCGUCAGAAGCAGGCAGCGACCUAUAGGUGCCUAUUUGCCUAGAGUUCUACUGCUGGGUCCGUAUGGUUCCGGGCGCCGGACAAUGGCCAAGCGACUGGCCCAAAGGUUUCGACUGAUCGAAGUGGAUUUUCGACGGGAACUGAGGAGUGCAACUUUGAAAGAUUCUCCAUUGAAGGACCGACUUUACGAGAUCAUGGAAACAACCGAACCAGUGCCCGACGAGCUUCUUGUAGAGGUGGCAUCUGAGAGACUUCUAAAAGAGGAUUGUUUGAAAAGCGGAUGGAUCAUGUACCACUUCCCGGAUACCAAGAAACAAGCCCAAUUACUUGUAAAGGCGCUCGAAGGAUUUCAAGUAAACCGGGCCGUUUUUCUCAAUGCCACCUUGCAAACUUGCUUGGAGAGAGUGGAACCACGACGAUGGGAUCCCGCCACCGGAGAGAUCUACCAUCUGAAGCUUCGCCCCUGCACAGAUCGCAUGGCCCAGGUCCGUCUUCUUCAAUUGCCCCAGGACGCUGCAGAAUCUGUGAGGGCGGAGCACGAAUUGUAUUCCUCGAAUGCUGAAGAUUUGAAAGAUAUCUUUAAGAACGAUUUAGUCGAUGAUAUUGCGUUCGAAGUGGAUUCAAACUGGCCAGAGGAGGAAGUAUUCGAAUCUGUGCAAGCAGCUGUUCUAAAGUCGGCCAAGAUGAAAAUUCCGGUUGCUGAUGAGAAUAAAGAAUGA